This is a messenger RNA of Neopelma chrysocephalum (saffron-crested tyrant-manakin), 3399 nucleotides long. It is a transcript of the gene ACCS, whose product is annotated as 1-aminocyclopropane-1-carboxylate synthase homolog (inactive). The record is from RefSeq and is a predicted model, not a curated record. Gene Ontology annotation, biological process: biosynthetic process; amino acid metabolic process. Lineage: Eukaryota; Metazoa; Chordata; Aves; Passeriformes; Pipridae. The coding region runs from base 440 to 3109 and encodes 889 amino acids. The transcript is spliced from 15 exons. Gene Ontology annotation, molecular function: transaminase activity; pyridoxal phosphate binding.
CACGGUGCUGCCUCCCGCCGGGCCGCGCCAGGCGCAGGGAGAGAGGGAGGGAGAGAGGCAGGGAAGAAAGGAAGGAGGCAGGGACGGAGGGACCCCACGGCGCCGCUCGGAGCCCGGCCCGACCCCGGGAGCGCGACAAGUGCCUGGCACGGGAUAAAGUUAUCCCGGAAUAAGGCUGCACGCAUGUGCGUCACCCCGGAUGUGAACAUGCCGGCCCGGCUCCCCGCUAGCUCGCUCCGCCUGGCUCCAGCGGAUGGGCUGAGCCGAGCCGUGCCGAGUCGAGCCGUGCCAAGCCGUGCCCGCGUCCCUGCAGCCCGAUAGGGGCUGGGGGAGGCCGGGUCCCCCGGCGCCCUCGAGGGCCGAGGUGCGAGAGCCCCUCCCGGCGGGGCAGGGGCAGGUGCGCAGCCCGGGGCGAGCGGCGGGCGGGCCCCCGGGAGCGAUGGAUUUUCGGGGGAAGAAGUACGAGCGCGGCAGUAACUGGUCGGACCCCGAGGUGGUGGAGCUGCUGCAGCUCUGGGCCGACGAGUCGGUGCAGAUAGAGUUGGAGAGCUGCUUGCGCAACCAGCACGUCUUCAACCGCAUCGCCGAGGUGCUGCGGGAGAAGGGCAUCCACCGGACGGGCGACCAGUGCCGGGAGAAGAUCAAGAAGAUGAAGCUGGAGUACCGGCGGAUCAAGGACAAUAGCAAGGCCCCGCGGGGCGGGCGGACGUGGAAGUUCUACGAGGUGAUGGACCGGGUGCUGACCAGCCGGCCGGCCCUGGCCUAUGGGUCCCUGAGCGGCAGCAUGAUGGCUCAGCAGGUGUUGCAGGGCAGCAUGGUGGAGAGCUACCACCACCAGUUCGCCUCCUCGGCCCUGCCUUUUGGGCACUCCCAGCACCCUGAACUGAUGGAAAUCAAAUGUGAGGAGGUGAACUCUGAUGACCACAGCUUGACCCCAGAGCCCCCACAAGCCAUGUCUUACCAGCAGGGCUCCCCUGAAGAACAGGAGAUGGAGAGAGCCUUCUUGGAGAGGGCCCAAAACGACUCUCCCAUCUCCAGGGUGGAGAUUCCCAUUGAAACCAAUGUUUCACCUUCAGGUUUCAGUGAGCCCAACAUGGCAAACUCAUCACGGAUCCAAAAUGUUGUUCCCCGGCCUGGCUUCUCUGCCUUGCAUCGACUGAGAAAAAAGCGGAAAGGCCAGCGUGUGAGAGACCCACUUGAUGAUCUCUUGUUGAAGACUCUGACAUCUCAGCGGGCCAUGGAAGAGCGUUUUUUGCAGAUGGAGGAACGCCGAUUUCAGCGAGAUUUGGAUGUAGAGGAGCGUCGAAUGCAACUGGAGCAGCGACGGUUUGAACUGGAGCGGGAGCAUGAGUUUCGCAUGUUCAAUGUCUUUGCUCAAAUGCUCAGCAUCCUAAAGCAGAGCCAUAGCAGCUCCUCCUCCUCUGUUGCCAUGCCUCGGAGCUUGGACUUCAGCCAGGCAUUGUCCGAAAUGGAGGGAAUGGGAGGAGGAGGGGGCAACCUGCAAGAGAUGAGGUUUCGUCCACUUACCAAGAGGAGGGUUGACACGCAUGGCUUCUGUAACCCCAACGGCUUCCAGAGAAGCCCCUAUCUCUCUGCUCGUGGCAACUUUGCCAACAUGUUUCAGGGCUCCACUGAGGAAGGGUACAAAGCUUAUCAUGCUGACAAGUAUGAUGAAGACAAGAACCCCAAUGGUAUAAUAAACUUUGGCACCAGUGAGAAUAAACUCUGCUUUGACCUGAUGUCUAAGCGGCUGACACAGAGUGAUAUGGAUCUGAUGGAACCUUCAUUGCUUCAGUAUCCUGACUGGAAGGGACAUCUGUUUUUACGUGAGGAAGUGGCUCGAUUUUUGACCUAUUACUGCAAGGCCCCUGCACCUCUUAAAGCAGAGAAUGUGAUUGUUUUAAAUGGUUGUGGCUCUUUAUUUUCUGCAUUAGCUACAGUCCUUUGUGAUCCAGGGGAAGCUGUUCUGAUUGCUACUCCCUUUUACGGUGGUAUUACCCAGAGUAUCUUCCUCUAUGGUAAUGUCAAGCUGGUGUAUGUCUGUUUAGACAGUAAGAUUACUGGAACAAACACUCGGCCUUUUCAGCUUACAGUGGAAAAACUGGAAAAAGCUUUGCAGGAUGCCCAGGCAGAGGGUAUCACUGUAAGGGCCUUAAUUCUUCUGAAUCCCCAAAAUCCCCUUGGGGACAUCUACUCCUUGUCAGAGCUACGGGAUUACCUGGAGUUUGCAAAAAGACAUGAAUUGCAUGUGAUAGUAGAUGAGAUCUACAUGCUGUCAGUUUUUGAUGAAUCAGCCACGUUUCACAGUAUCCUAAGCAUGGACAGAUUGCCUGAUCCACAGCGGACUCAUGUGAUGUGGGGAAUAACCAAGGAUUUUGCUGUUUCUGGGAUUCGUUUUGGUACUUUAUAUACAGAGAACCAAGACGUUGCUAACGCAGUGGCUUCUUUGUGUUAUUUCCAUGGGGUUUGUGGACCUAUCCAGCACAAGGUUGCGCAGCUGCUUAAAGACAGAGACUGGAUCAACCAGGUGUACCUGAGGGCCAACCAUGCCCGCCUAAAAGCUGCCCAUACGUAUGUGACAGAUGAGCUGAAGACACUUGGGGUUCCUUUUCUCAACCGCAAUGCAGGCUUCUUUGUCUGGAUUGAUUUCCGAAAGUACCUUAAGACAGGCACAUUUGAGGAGGAGUUGCUACUCUGGAAGCGUUUUCUGGAUAAUAAGGUCCUCCUGUCCUGCGGAAAAGCCUUUGAAUGCAGCGAACCUGGAUGGUUCCGCAUCAUCUUUGCUGACAAGACCCACCGGCUACAGUUAGGUAUGCAACGGAUACGCAAGGUUUUGGAAGAGCGGGAGCAGGAGAUACUGGCAGAGGAGAAGGAGCAGCCCUGUCAGUCAGAUCAGGAUGGCAAAGCAGAUAGUACAGAUGAAGUCAUUUUUGUAUCCCGCCACCAGGAGCCCACCUGUGCCAGCAGCUCCAACCUUGGUGACCUCAUUGGCCUCCUGCAGCAACAGAUGCGUUCUUCUGACUGGCUACAGAAAAAUACAGCUGAGCAGUUUGCACAGGAAAAGCCAGAGAUCUAUGAUGUGUUCAACAAACUGGUGGGGAAGCAGUAGGGGUCUGUGUUUCUUCAGGGGCGUUCCUGAGCAGUGACUGACCUUGGGCCCCUUACAGCUCAGCAGUGACUUCCAGCAAAUAAUAUAUUUUCUGUAUAGCAAGAAAAUUACUUUGUAAACUCCCUUCUUUUCCCCCUGUUUGAGAUCUCUAAUUUGUACUAUAUAGGUGUAUUCCUUGGAUUGGGAUGAGGGUAGGGAACGGGGAGGUCUUGUUUGUCUGCUGCUCCUUGUCCUGCAGCAUCAUUGUAUUUUGUAUUUCAUUUCUAAUGAAUAUGCUCUUAACUCUCUUA